AUGCUACGCUACAUAAUCCUGUUUUGUUUUGUUUUACUGACGUUGACCGAGGUAAGAAUAGUUCUAAAAUUCACAUAAAAUUGUUAAUUAAAACAAUAAUUAAUGACAUUUUCAGUACCUUGCAAGUAUAUGUUUUCAUUCGGCAUUGUUCAAUAUCGUAUUCGCGAUGACUUUGAUGUGUGUAGUGAAUUCCGUAGAAGUUUGUAUUCCGAAGCAAAAUAUGGCGUUUUCUAUAUUAACAAGGUGAGAAUUAUUGAUUUUUUCAUUGAAAAAACUAUGUUUUCAGAGUUUCCGCUCCGAUUGUUGCAAUUGCUUGGCUUUUUAUAAAUUUGAGUCAUAUUUUCGAAGCGAUAACUGAUUUGGGACACGGUGAAUCUGGUAAUUCUAGUGAUGAUCACGGACAUUCGCAUGAACAUGUUGAUGGGAUUUGUGGAUUGGCGCUUGGUGAGUUGUUUUGGGGAUGGAAAAAUUUGAAACAUUAAAAGUUUACUUUGGAAGAAUACAUAUAUUGAAAACUCGAUUGAUUUUCAUGGAUUUUUAGUUUCCAAGUCAGGCUCACCUUUUUUAUUCAUUUAUUUCUAUUUUUUUUAAUUUUUUUUUGAUUUUUAAACAUACCAUCAUCAUAACUAUUCCAUUUUUUUGUUAUAAACUCGUAAAGUUUAUCGAAAUCAUAAAAUCAACAGAAUACGUGCUGUAAUAAUUUUCUAGCUUCAAAUCACCAAGCACUAAAAUUUAUUUACUUCAUGUUUCAAACUCCAAACGGUUUCAGAAAAUCAAUUCUAUCUAACCUGCAUCGAUUUUGUAUGCAAACUUGUUUCUCCAGUCAUUGUAUCAUUCCAAGCUGCAAGUGUUCUUCGCUACACAAUUCGAUAUAUCGCAUUGCUCAUUUUACCACCAAUUAUAGCGAUUGGUAAACUCUUUUUCUCUUCAUACUUUAUAAAUAAAAUUACAAAGAGUAUAUUUUAGCUUGUCUCAAAUAUGAUCUCACUGAAUAUCGUGCCGAACCUUUCAUUUGUCUGUUCCUAACAAUUUUUGUUGGAAUCGUAUUGUUUGUUGAUUGUAAGUGUUUUCUUGAUCUUUCAGAAAUCAGGCAUUUUACAAUUGAUAAUUACAGCAAAACCUUAUUCAAAAUACUUACUUUUGAAAACGCCACCAUCGGCUGAAGCUGAUAUGUCCAGCAUAAUUGAAAGAACAAAACUGCAGGUAAGAGGAUUUUAACUUCUGAAAAUCAAAUUCAUACAAUUUUUUUCAGCACCCACAAUUAAAAGGUGUCAGUCAUUUUCAUACGUAUGAAUGUUGGCCAAAUCGAAUUGAAGUAAUUAUGGAUGUGAUGAUUAGAAAACCUGAUAAUGACGAGAGUCAUGUUUUGAAUACUGUAGAUUCAUUCAAUAAAAUUCGUGAUGCGCUAACAAAAGACAUUAUUGAUUGGGGAGCGAAUGAGGUAAUUUUUCGAGAAUUUUGAAAAAAUAUGUAAAUAAAAGAGGGAGAAUAAGAAUGACUUUUUAUGGGAACAUCAAAUGUUAUUGAUUUGUUGCACACAAUAAAAUGUAACAAUAUAAGAAUGAGAUUAUUUUUGAAUUUUCGAUAACAAAGUUCUAAACUUCAAUGAACAUUAUUUUAAAAAGUCAGAUUUUUGAAAAUGGCUUGAAGAAUUUAUGAGGAUUUGUAUUAAAAAAUUGAAGCUGACAUUUCUUCUUACAUUAGAUUUUUAGAAUUCAAAAUAAAACAAGAAGUUAUUAUCAAUUAGUAUAUGUAUGAUAAAAUUCCUGAAUUUCAUUGACUUUUCAUUCAGAAUUAGUUAACUUGAAGAGUCUUUAGUACAAGUUUCUGACAAUCUCAACAAAAUAUCUCAAAACAUUCUCAAAUUUCAGGUCAUUAUCAAUCCCCAAUUCCUAGACGACGAUGAAUCCCAACAAAAUGCAUCAAUUUGUGUAGCCAGAAGUUGUCAUUUCUUCGAUCAAGGUUGUUGUAAACUUCCAAAUGAUGAAGCGAAACACGAUGAUCAUGAUCACACAAGUUCUGUUUAA
This is a messenger RNA of Caenorhabditis angaria, 2027 nucleotides long. The record is from the annotation of a GenBank genome assembly. NCBI's taxonomy places the organism in Eukaryota, Metazoa, Nematoda, Chromadorea, Rhabditida, Rhabditidae.